Messenger RNA from Anarrhichthys ocellatus (wolf-eel), 1985 nucleotides. RefSeq names its product 4F2 cell-surface antigen heavy chain. Gene Ontology annotation, cellular component: basolateral plasma membrane; apical plasma membrane. NCBI's taxonomy places the organism in Eukaryota, Metazoa, Chordata, Actinopteri, Perciformes, Anarhichadidae. Gene Ontology annotation, molecular function: L-alanine transmembrane transporter activity; L-leucine transmembrane transporter activity; aromatic amino acid transmembrane transporter activity. The transcript has 10 exons. Bases 14 to 1564 code for a protein of 516 amino acids. The record is from RefSeq and is a predicted model, not a curated record. Gene Ontology annotation, biological process: L-alanine import across plasma membrane; L-leucine import across plasma membrane; phenylalanine transport.
CCCUGUGAUUAACAUGGAGCGAACUGAGGAGCCGGGCAGGAUGCCUCUGAACGCAGCAGUCACCGGAUACGGCACCGUGGCAGGCCCGAGGCUGUCGGCCAGCGUGGGCGGCUCGGAGUCGGCCUUGCUGCUCGUCCCGGAGCCUGAAGCGGAGCCUUUCCAGCAGUGGCAGCCCCUGACUAAGGAGGAGCUGGAGGUCGCCGCGGGGGGUCCGCGGUGGCGGAAGGCGCGUUGUUACCUGGUGCUGCUGUUCUGGCUGACCUGGCUGGCCAUGCUCGCCAUCGCCAUCGCCAUCAUAGUAAUGAGCCCCCGGCCGGUUAAAACGCCGCUCAAGUGGUGGCAGAAGUCGCUGUUCUACCAGCUGCAGCCCGACCUGCUCACGGAGGAGCGAGCCGACGGGUCAGGGGGCAUCAAUGCGCUGUGUAAGCAGCUGCCCUACCUCAGGUCCCUGGGUAUAGGCGCUCUAAUCCUGGAGGGUCCGUUUGACAAAAAGACCUCUCCUUUAAACUCCAAUGCCACUGGUAAAAGAUUUGGGACUUUGCCUCAGAUCCAGCAUCUGCUUGCAGAGAGCCACAAAGCAGAUCUGAAAGUGGUGUUAGACGUCUGUGAACUGGAUCUAUUGGGACCUCAGGAUGUAGCGGGAAACGCAGACAAAACAUCAAACUUCUCAGCCACACAUGCACUUCGGUUCUGGCUGGAGCAGGGUGUGGCAGGCUUUGCAAUCUGUGACGCAGAUGCAGCGUAUUCAGAAACGACUCUCCUGGAGUGGAAAGGUGUCUUGAAAGAAUUCAGCAGUGAGGAGAAGGAAAGGAUUGUGGUGGUAAAACAGACGAAAGACGUUCUGCCUCCUCUAAAAUCCUUCAGCCAGGGCAAUGUUACGCUGGUAGAUGUGGUCAUGAGGUCAAUUAUGCCAUCGUCGCAACACAUCCUGUCUGCUAAUGAAGUGGCUGUUUCCAUAGAGACACACCUGCAAACAAGAGAAGAAGACGUAUGGCCCAGCUGGACAGUUGGAGGUAAAGCAUCCCUUAACUUGAAGAAAUUACUCCUGGUGUUGGUGAUGACUCUGCCAGGGACACCUGUAGUACGCUACGGUGAAGACAUCGACCAAGCACAGAAUGCGUCUCUGGAAGUCGGCUCGUCAGAUGGAGACACGAACAAAUCAUCAGACACCCAUACAGACAAGGAGAAGAGGCCUUUAGCUUCUGCUCUCUUCUCCACCCUCAGUCACUCAAGAGCCAGAGAAGAAGCUCUUCUGUUUGGCAGUUUCACUUUCCUCCCCUUCAAUUCUUCCACCGACAACUCCUCCUCUUCCUCUAACUCCACUCUUCCCCCGAUCCUGGCCUUCUUGCGCUCCUGGGGUUGUGUCCACUUCCUCAUUCUGCUCAACGUCGGGCCUGAGCCUCACGCCCUGGAUCCCGCCUGGGCCCCGAGCCUGCCCAAAGCUGGGGUCUUUGUGGCCAACACGGGAACGGUCCGCUUGGGGUCGACAACUCUGGACACAUUGGAACUGCGGCCUCAUGAAGCCGUCGUCAUCAAACUGUUUGAGGCAGGAAGCUACUCGUAGAGCUCGUCAAUUGUGAGGAGAUAUCUGGAUUUGAGUUUUCCUCCCACAUAACAAAAGUCUGACACAAUUGUUUAUUUUUAAAGGUGUGAUGUGCUCGGGUCACUGGAAAUAAAAUGAUGGUUCUGUGAUCCAUGUGGCAUCAUUUGUUGUGAGGAUAGUGUGUCCGUGUUGGCCCUCUGGAGUCAGUCUAUUGAUGGGUAAAUACAAUGAGUGUUUUAUUCAUAGUAACAUAACUCUAGUUACAUAUCGUGUAGAGAAUCAGUUGACGUGGGGCUUUUAGACCGUAUCUUAUGUCUGUAUACCGUAGUAAAGAAAACAAUUAUUCACAUUUUCAGUGACUACAUAGACUUUUGAUAAGUCUGUUGGGAUAAAAUAAGAUGUAAAUAGACUACUAUAGUUGUGUUUUUUUUUUUUUGUUUUU